GCUUGUUUCUUCACAAAUAUCUUUUAUAAACACUCUUAAAAACGAGCUAAUUAGCCUCUAAUGCUAACUGUCUGAUACUGAACGUAGAGCAUCAGCUAGCUGAACUACAGAGCAUGCAGUGCAUCUCUUCAGUGAUGAGUGUGAACAACAACACAAUAGUGAGAUCACACAGAUACACUGAAGUUGACAAGAAUGGAGUACAUACAAGCUCCUGCCACAAGCAGCCAGGGAAAUAUCCUGUGCUGUACCUGUGGUGUCCCUAUUCCUCCCAACCCAGCCAACAUGUGUGUAGCCUGCCUUCGUACUCAGGUAGACAUCUCAGAGGGGAUCCCCAAGCAAGUCACUGUGAACUUCUGCAAGCAGUGUGAAAGGUAUUUGCAGCCUCCAACCACCUGGAUGCAGUGUGCCCUGGAGUCCAGGGAGCUGCUGGCUCUUUGCCUGAAAAAAAUUAAGAGCUCUAUGACCAAAGUGCGUCUUAUUGAUGCUGGCUUCCUGUGGACAGAGCCACACUCCAAAAGGAUUAAGAUGAAAGUGACCAUCCAGAAAGAGGUGAUGAAUGGGGCUAUCCUACAGCAGGUGUUUGUGGUUGAGUUUGUCAUCCAGUACCAGAUGUGUGACGACUGCCAUCGUGUGGAAGCCAAGGACUUCUGGAAGGCCGUAGUUCAAGUCAGGCAGAAGACCAUUCACAGGAAGACAUUCUACUAUCUAGAGCAGCUGAUCCUCAAGCACAAACUCCACCAGAAUACCCUCAACAUCAAAGAAAUCAAUGAUGGGAUUGAUUUCUACUUUGGCUCCAAGCAGCAUGCUCAGAAGAUGGUCGACUUCCUCCAAUGCACCGUGCCCUGCAGGUCAAAGACAUCCCAACGUCUCAUCUCUCAUGAUAUCCACUCAAACACGUACAACUAUAAGAGCACCUACUCCAUGGAGAUCGUACCUAUCUGCAAGGACAACGUAGUAUGCCUUUCACCACGGCUAGCGCAGAGCCUGGGGAACAUGGGUCAAGUGUGUGUGUGUGUCCGGGUCACCAGCACCAUCCACCUCAUCGACCCCAACACCCUGCAGAUUGCUGAGGUGGACGGGAGCACAUACUGGCGUUACCCCUUCUACAGUCUCUGUAGCCCACGGCAACUGGAGGAGUUCAUCGUCAUGGACACUGACAUCAUCAGAAACCAGAAGCUGGGUGCUGGAGCCGGCGUGAGGUCCAAUAAGCACGUCCUGGCUGAGGUGUGGGUCCAGAAAACAUCAGAGAUGGACACCAGUCAGCAGUAUCACUGCCGUACAUUCCUGGGCCACCUGCUUAACAUCGGAGACAUGGUGCUGGGAUAUGACUUCGCCAAUUCCAACGUCAAUGAUGAAUACCUGAAUAAGAUGAACCCUCAACGCGUUCCUGAUGUGGUUCUGAUCAAGAAGAGCUACGACCGCAGCAGGAGGGUGAAGCGCAGGAACUGGAAACUGCAGGAGAUGCAGAGGGACCGUGAAGACCAGGACACAGACGAUGAGAGACAAUACCAGGACUUCCUGGAGGACCUGGAGGAGGACGAGGCUCUGAGGAAGAACGUUAACAUCUACAGAGAUGCAUCAAAGAACCCAGUGGAGAGCGACACUGAUGAUGAAGGAGCACCACGUGUCUCCCUGGCGGAAAUGCUGGAGGAGCUCACCCUGACGGAUGCAACAGGAGAAGAGGGUGCCGAGAUGAUGACGGAGUAGCCAGUCGCCAUCUUUCCUGUGCGACACUGACAGCUGCUCUGUCAAAUACAGGUCCGCUGAUGAUGCAGUGAUAUAAUUACACACAGCUGAAAUGACAGCAAAAUUGAGGACUGAUUGAACCAUUCACAAAAAAUGUAUCGUGAAAAAUAAUCCACAGUUAAAACCCAUAAACGGUGGGUUAUAAAGGUGCCACCUAGUAACAAAUAUGUUUCUACAGUACUCUUUUCUCCCUUUUGUCAUGUAAUAUUUUGAAGUGAUAUGGGAGUGCUUCUAGUAAACUAUAUCUAAAUAAAUAUUUGUCCUAAUGCUCAGUUUUCAUAGCUAUUUUCUGCUUGGGGAUUUAAUGGACAUGGUUCCCGUGUCAUGUCAGAUGGCAAUAAACCUGCAACUUUGGAAAGCCAAGUAAAAA
Messenger RNA from Cottoperca gobio, 2116 nucleotides. RefSeq names its product NMD3 ribosome export adaptor (gene nmd3). The transcript has 16 exons. Gene Ontology annotation, molecular function: ribosomal large subunit binding. Lineage: Eukaryota; Metazoa; Chordata; Actinopteri; Perciformes; Bovichtidae. Gene Ontology annotation, biological process: ribosomal large subunit export from nucleus. The record is from RefSeq and is a predicted model, not a curated record. Gene Ontology annotation, cellular component: cytoplasm; nucleus. The coding region runs from base 193 to 1707 and encodes 504 amino acids.